Molecule: messenger RNA, 1877 nt
Organism: Pollicipes pollicipes
Lineage: Eukaryota; Metazoa; Arthropoda; Thecostraca; Pollicipedomorpha; Pollicipedidae
Product: translation initiation factor eIF-2B subunit epsilon-like
Exons: 15
Coding region: 223-1845 (540 amino acids)
Cellular component (GO): eukaryotic translation initiation factor 2B complex
Molecular function (GO): translation initiation factor activity; translation initiation factor binding; guanyl-nucleotide exchange factor activity
Source: RefSeq, a predicted model, not a curated record
GCCGGCGCAAAUGUGAUAGGAACCGUCCUUUGCAGGCGGCUGUUCUGCAAGCGCUAAUUAUUUACUGUGGUAGCCCCUGUGACCGAAGCUGAGGCGUUAUCGAUAAAUCGGUUUUGCUGUUUUUCCGUGUGGAAAUAGGCUUUGUUUUAACGUAUCACAGGCCAAAUUACACCCCGAUCAACGCAAGCGCACCACCAGGAAGCUCAAAUUUGUGUAUUAGACAUGUCGUCGAAGAAGAACCAAACAAAUGCGCUGAAGGCUGAAGAUGUUGUCCAGGCUGUGCUUUUGGCUGAUAAUUUUACAGAGAAAUAUUGGCCCCUUGCAAGCCGCUGGCUGGAUGGUAGCAAUCCGAUGGUGAUACACAUCCAGACGGCGGAAGACUGCCUCUCUCUUGGUGAUGUCAUGAGAGACCUGGAUGCCAAGGCGCUCAUCCAGUCUGACUUUCUCUCAUUGCUGCUGGCGUGCCCGACCAAGAGACGGGCCCGUCGUGGUGCACCACAGCGGCUGGCGGCCGGCCAGCGGGGCAAGGUCACACUCCCCCUGCACAUUUUCCAGGCGGCCAGCGCCGUGGAGGUGCGGUACGACCUGCUGGACCCGGGCAUCAGCAUCUGCUCGCCAAACGUGCCCCAGCUCUUCUCGGACAACUUUGACUUCCAGACGCGCGACCACUUCGUGAAGGGCAUCAUCGUUAACGAGGAGAUUCUGGGAAGCACCAUCUACUACAAGUGCCUGAGCGCGGACUACGCUGCCCAGAUCAGCGGUCUGAAACGCGCUGGUGACGGUGACGUCAUAAGGCGGGACGUGAUGGACCGCUGGGCGUACCCGGUGGUUCCUGAGAACCGCGGCCACACCAGCCACAUCCGCUGCAUCCAGCGAAAUGUCUACAGGCACAGGACGGCCACCGUUGGCAGGGACAGUCGGCUGGAGGAGAGCGUGGCGCUGGCCGACGGCGUCAUUGUGGGACUCCGCUGCCGCCUGCUGCGAGCCGUCGUCGGGCCCGGUUGCCGGCUCGGCGACGACGUGGUGCUCGAGGACGCCGUGCUGGACCUGCGCCCGGACGUGGUCCUCGAGCCUGGCUGCGUGCUGGGUCCGGGCGUGGUGGUGGACGAGAUGCGCACGCUGCCGGCCGCAUUGCCGUCCGAGCCGGUGGCCGUACCAGCAGUGUCGUCCGAGCUGGUGCCGUACCAGCAGUGCCGUCUGACCCGGUGCCGUACCGGCAGUGCGCGUGAGCUGGUGGGCGACAGUGGCCGCGGGUUCGUGUACGCGGCGGUGCCGUACCAGCAGUGCCCGUCUGACCCGGUGCCGUACCGGCAGUGCCGCUGUUCUACAACGAGGGUGUUGGACAGCCUGGUUCGCGGCUACAGUGAGAAGAUCCGGACGGAAAACCUCAUCCUGGAGGUGAACUCGUCCAAGUUCGCUUACAACGUGACCGUCCAGGAACUGAACUCGCUGGUGGUCAAGGCCAUCCUGUCCGUGCCCGAGCACGGCUGCGACCAACCGCUGCCGCCGCCGGCCUUCCUGGCCAAGCUGCAGUCGGUGCUGGCCACCUUCAUGCCGUUGUUGGCCAACUACAUCAAGAACGAGGAGUCUGAGUGGAGCUGCCUGCGGGCGCUCGAGACGUUUAGCUGCGAGCACGCGGCGAUGGCGGCCUGCUUGGCGAAGGUGCUGAUGGUGCUGUACCAGAAGGACAUCCUGUCCGAGACCACCAUUCUGGCCUGGUACAACGAGUCGCAGGAGCUGACGCCGGAGGCGGUCCGCGUCCGGCAGCAGGUGCGGCGUCUGGUGGAGUGGCUGGAGCAAGCCGACGAGGAAUCAGAGGACGACUCGGGCAGCGACGACGACUGAGCCUGAACAUCGCUUCUGCCAGUGUUAAUCGG